This is a messenger RNA of Phytophthora sojae, 2052 nucleotides long. RefSeq lists its product as hypothetical. The coding region runs from base 1 to 2052 and encodes 683 amino acids. NCBI's taxonomy places the organism in Eukaryota, Oomycota, Peronosporomycetes, Peronosporales, Peronosporaceae. The transcript is spliced from 4 exons. The record is from RefSeq and is a predicted model, not a curated record.
AUGGAACGGGCCACGGAGUAUCACGAUCAGCAGCGCCUCGAGCGCGAGACACGCUCAUUGAAGACUCUGUGCCGACCGUCUGUCCUCGUAGCGCGUUUGGCCAUCGCUGGACGCCUUAUCGUGGGCCCACUCGCACUUCUGCUGCUGUUCACCGCCACAGGGUAUUUAACCGACGCCUCCGUUCUGGUUGAAGUCGACGAGAGCUUCGUGUCAUUCACUGAGAGAGACUUGGCGAAGGCUGGAGGCUGCGCACAAUGCGUCGGAGCGUGCAAGAUCACUUUGCUCAUGUUCGGUUUGUUCAGUGGGGAGGCGCUCGUCAGUGCGCCAAGAUUCCGAGCCGUCACGAGCCUGCCUCCGACUGAGUCACUGUACGACUUCAGAACUCUUAGCAAAGAGGUCCUCGAUCUGGGGGAAACCCUCGACGCCGCCUCCACCCAGAUUCUGAACGUCGUCGCUACUCUUAACAUCAGCGUAUCACCUCAAUUGAUUCGAGAGCUGGAGGUGUCCAUUGGACAACCAGACGGGUGCAAGCCACCUUGGACGCUUUGCUCUAUCUAUCCGGGUAAGUUUAGCAAAAUCUCCGCUGCGACCGUCAACCUUUACCCAGAGUUCACCGAGUGCCGGCCAGACGUGCCAAACGACGGCAAUUUGGUUGGAAAGAGAUUGGCUAGUGAUACCAACGGCAACGACGUGCUUGAAGCCGUUCCUGAUGCCCUGAAAAUAUACCCGUACAGCUUUUCCAGCAGUCUACGGCCAAUCUCCCGCGCCGUACCAGCUACAAACACCAAGUAUGGGGCGACGACCGUUCUGGAGCCUCUCCUCAAUGCAUACUACGGUGGCUGUCGUGUUCGUGAGGUGAACAUAACAGGGAUCUAUGUUGAAGAUACUUGCGAAGCCUCAAAGCACUGGUCGUCUUACGGUUUGAUGGUGCAGUCUCCCGACGAUAUUCCGUUGUGUAUCGCCGGCGACGUCUGCAUUCACAACUAUUUCAACACCCAGUGGGAGGGCAUCGUUGAACUCACGCCUGAAAACCGAGACCAUGUUCCCCUGUACGUUAACAGCGUCCGCAGUCGCUAUGGCGACACCGUCCCGAUUAACACGUUGCCUGGCGUCGUGGUCGCGCAGAUCCUGUUCAUGGGCAUCGUUAGCCUCUACGAGGUGGUGUCGCACCAGCAAUCGGUUCUCCUCUCGCAAAUCUGGGCGUACCGCUGUCAAAUUGGGCGCGUGCAAGUGCUGUACCUUGCGCAGAUUACCUACCACCUCGUGUACAAUUCCGACCUGUAUUUGCUGGGACUCGCGACAGGGACACUCACCGGGGAAUCCAUUGCCAACCUCACGCUGUGCUUCUUCGCCUUCUCCUACUCGUUCGUCAACCUGGCCAAGGCUCGUUCGGGGGAGCAGCGACUGGACCGUCGACUUCGACUCAAGUGGGAGGCCAUGCAGUUCGUCAUUACCAUUUGCGUUGGCUCGCUGUUGAGGUCCAUCCAGCAAACGCCCAUAAUCGCCAUAAUUACGCAGAACGCGGAGAUCUUGCUCAAAACAUCCGCGCGAGGAGCCAGGUACUGCGGUCUCCACGACACGUGCAUUCUGUUCACAGUGAGUACGGCCUUGAUUGUGCUCAUUUUUUCGGCCGCGUUCGCGGUCGUUGUUUCGCUCAUAUCCUACGCCAAUGCCAAACUGAUGAAGGACCGAGUGGCCCAUAACCUUACCUCGUUCGAGAGGAACUGCAUCGGCGCACCCUUCAGAAGGCUGUUCCGCGACUGCGAUGACAUCGCGCACGUCACGUAUAAGGGCAAGCGCUGCACAACCGUCGAGGCGCUGCUGCUCGCAGGGUACCUCUACUACGGUGAGCACGUGUACAAGUCGUCCUCCGUGAUGAUGUUGCUGCUGGCGCGGGUGGUGCCGACAAAGAUCAUACGCACCUUCAACGUGCUGCUGCUACGCUGGCACAUGGACCCGGUAAACGGCACGCUCACUCAAGCGUACUCGUGCACGUGGUACCACGCUAGCCAGGAGAACCACAAGCUGCAUGGCGCGAUGCCGGUGGCCUAG